Molecule: messenger RNA, 1163 nt
Organism: Medicago truncatula (barrel medic)
Lineage: Eukaryota; Viridiplantae; Streptophyta; Magnoliopsida; Fabales; Fabaceae
Product: methyl-CpG-binding domain-containing protein 7
Exons: 7
Coding region: 44-847 (267 amino acids)
Molecular function (GO): DNA binding
Source: RefSeq, a predicted model, not a curated record
GAGUCUCAAGUAACAACAGCAACAACAUAUAUAUAUCAUCAUCAUGUCUUUAAGGAGAGUAAGCAUGGAUUCUGAAAUGAAACAUCUCAAUCUGAUGAACAUAAUCUCACCGUCUAAGGUUCCCGAUGGUUGGUUGGUUGAACAACGACCCCGUGUCUCUAACCCCAACCACAUUGACAAGUAUUACUUAGAGCCGCGCACUGGACAUAAGUUCCGUUCUUUGGCAUCUGUCCAGAGAUAUCUAAAUGCAGAAACAAGAGACUACCUUCCUACUGACAGAAUGAUAUCAGAAAACAAAAACACUCUGUCAUUCAAGCUUCCUGAAGGUUGGUUGGUUGAGCAUCGGCCUCGUCCAUCUAAUCCUGACCAUGUCGAUAGGUGUUACAUAGAGCCACACACAGGACAGAAGUUCCGUUCAUUGGUAUCUGUGAAAAGAUAUCUCAACAAAGAAACAAGAGACUAUCUUCCUACUGACAGAGUGAUAUCAGAAAACAAAGACACCACUUCCAUCAAGUCCGUGACUGCACAAAAUUUUGUUUCCGCGAGUGUUUUCGAGCCACGGAAGUUUCCUUCUGCGAGAGAUUUUGAGGGACCUUUAAUAGGAGAAAAUGCAUGUAGAAUAACACCCAAGAAGAAAAUCAAAACGGGGGAAGACGAUAGAGGUUCCAUCCAUAACUUAACAAAACCACCAACAAAAGUAAGCUGGGUUUUGUCUAGUCCCGAGGGCUUCUGGAACCCUUUCCUAGAUGAUUAUAUUGUACCAGCAUCUGAAAAGAGGAAAUGGUCCGAAGCAUUUUCGAUAUCCAUCAAUGAAUUCGAAGGAGCUACUAGUGGAGUUUAUAGUUGAGGAUUUAACAUGGAGAAGACAUGACAUAUUGUUGACUAUGUCCUGUUACUAUGUAACUUAGGUCGUAGCAUAUAUGUAAAGUUCGGUUUAUUUCACUAGUUAUAGUAGUAUAUUUUGUGUCACGCUUGUUCUAGAAACAAUACAUUGUUUUUUGGUUGCACAAACCUUCAAGAAUCUUAUAAGGGAUAGGAAAACUGGUGAAGGAUUGAAGUUUCAAUUCAUAGACAAAUUUCAGAGACCAGUGCUGAUUUAGCAUUGUUGGAAAAACUUUUGUACAGAGAGAUAAACAAAAUAUCAUGUAGUGUCUUUUAUUGUG